AUGCUAUCUAGCAUAAUCUCAGUCCACCGUAUCCGAUUUGCGCUUCGCGGAUGUGAGCACGAGUCGUGGUCCGCGGCUUCAAUCGCUCAACGAUAUUUCAUUGGCCGCACAUGCCUCCUCACAGUCAUCAACCAUUCAUUUCAAACCCUACUGUCGAAAGAGACGUUGGUCGAGAGUGUCAGCGUCGAGACACCGGUGAGUCGAGUUUGUAAGGGUUUCCGAGCCGUUCCGAAAUUCGGCAACGGGAGCGAUGUUCUGGUCCGCUCCGACAUCCUCUCUACGUCGGCAUACAACAACACAACAACGUCCACCGUUAUAUAA
Molecule: messenger RNA, 321 nt
Organism: Plenodomus lingam JN3
Lineage: Eukaryota; Fungi; Ascomycota; Dothideomycetes; Pleosporales; Leptosphaeriaceae
Source: RefSeq, a predicted model, not a curated record